GUUGCAUGUCAGAUAAAAAUAAUGAUGUGACGAUCAAAAACGCGAUGACGGUAAAAUUGCAUAAUGCACUGUCACGAUCAAACAAUAAUAGCAAACGAGCCGUCAAACUUAGUGCACCGAAGAUAGUCGAUCAUUGCUAUUGAUUUCUUUAUUGUAAAGUUCUUUUAAUUAUCCAAAUUGCAAUUGAAUUAAAUGUAUGUGUUCAAGUUCGAGAAUUUUUAAAAUAAAUUAAUAAAAAGAUUAAGCCAAUAAAAUAUGGACCAAUGCGAGAGGUACAUCAAUAACUGGAUAAGCCUUUAUGAGGCAAAUGAUCGACUAGCGAAGAAAAACUUGUGUUUAUCAAUGGAUUUUCGUAAAGAAGCCAACGACUCUUUUUUGUACAACGAAGAUAAGAAAAGUGAAAAAGCAUACAAGCGAAUAUUAUCCCUGUACUCGAAGAGCAUAGCAUUUGCACCAAAAAAUCUUGACGAAUUAUUGGCCAUGACGUACGCCAACCGAUCCGCGCUACUGCUGCAUUUGAAAAAGUACACAGAAUGCCUUCGAGACAUCGACACGGCGCUCGAACUAACGAAAUCGGAGUUCUUGAGAUUUAAACUGUUGGCGCGAAAAGACCAGUGCUCGGCGCUCGUGAAAAGUUGUGGCGAAAACGACGCACCACCGGUGAACGAUCGGCGAGCCGCGACGAUAUCGGCUAGUGCCGAUCGUACGUACGUGUCGGAUUGUCUGUCCGUGAUGUACAGCGAAAAAUACGGCAGAUACGUGCAAGCCAGCCGAGACAUUCGGCCCGGCGAGAUCGUCGUCGUGGAAAGGGGAUACGUGACUUUCGCGAAAAGGGACAAGGCCUAUCUGAUCUGCUCGCACUGUCUGGAGUCGGCGUGGGCCGCCGUGCCGUGUCCCGACUGUUCGAUCGUCGUCUACUGCUCGGAGAGCUGCCGCCGAGAGGCCUACGACCGUUAUCACAGCGAGGAGUGCCCGAUUCUGCCCUACGUGCGCUGCUUCGAUUGCGACGAAAUCGAACUGGAGACCUGCAUGCUGGCCCUGAGAUCGUUCAUCAUUGCCGUGAAAGAAGAGGGCUGGACGAGAGUCGUGCAACAAGUGCAAAGUAUCGACGAGCAGAGAGAUAAAUACGAAGAAGGUGAAUUUCCAAGUGAGCCGUUUCUGAGUCGAUCGUUUCGUUCUAUGUACAGUCUGUCGUAUCUCGACAACGUCGACGAUGACUACGGCGAUACGCACGACCGGAUGUUGGCCGAUUUGAUCGAGCGCAAGACAAAUUUAUUACACAUAAACGAAGAUGAAGUAGACGUUUUUGAAAACAAAGAAGAGAGAGCAAACUUCGUUCGAAAUUUGCUCAAGAAAUUGAGAAAAAUCAUCAAUAUUAACUCCUUUCAAUUUCAAGACUCGUCCUGCAAGUGCGAGGACUUUCAAGAGUGCACGUCGAGCUGCGACACGGUGCGAGGUGCCAUCGUGCUGCCCUACUCGAGUUUGUUGAAUCACAGCUGCUAUCCGAACGUCGAGAGGACGUUCGCGCGGCCCGGCAAGAUCGUCCUGUUCAGCACGAGGCCGAUCGGGCGAGGCGAGCAGCUGUACGACUCUUACGGGCCGGUGGUCGGUAUCGGCCGACAGGAGCGACAGGAUUAUCUCCGAGAUUACUUCGGCUUCACCUGCGAGUGUCGAGCCUGCCGGGAAAAUUGGUCCACUCACACGUCGUCGUGUUCUGUCAUACAAAUGCGCGACUCGGCCGUCACCAAGAGUUUUUUCACCGAGUUACUGAUCAAGCGAUUGCACGACGUUUUCGUGCUACCUCUGAUCAAGCGGCCAAUCGACGUGGCCACCCUCGAAAAGACUAUACUCCUCAUCGAAAUCAUUUACAAGUACUUCGAUGGCUUCGUUGCUUACGCCGAUUCUUUGUCUCAUCGGACUUACAUCGAGAGAGCCUUUUGCAAAUUUUACGGCGUAUGAAGCGCCGAGUUGGUAUACAACGAAAAAUAUGCGCCGCAGAAAAAUAAUA
This is a messenger RNA of Trichogramma pretiosum, 2008 nucleotides long. Its product is annotated as SET and MYND domain-containing protein 4-like. The transcript has 5 exons. The record is from RefSeq and is a predicted model, not a curated record. Gene Ontology annotation, molecular function: protein binding. Bases 256 to 1959 code for a protein of 567 amino acids. NCBI's taxonomy places the organism in Eukaryota, Metazoa, Arthropoda, Insecta, Hymenoptera, Trichogrammatidae.